AUGAAGAGGCAAUAUUAUUGCCUCUUCAUUAUAAAACACCGACGAGGUGGUCGUAUCCUGUGCAAAACAAGCAUCGUAUCGUGCUCGUACUCCUACCACUCACAGUCCUGCGUGACCACAAGUCUCCCUUUCAUAAAGGUAAAUCAGCAUUAUUCAACUUGAAUAUAGGUAAUUUGUGAUGCAGUGUAUACAACUAGUGCGAUUUUUGCAUAAAUGAUGAUUGCGAUGCUUGUUUUGCAAUGCAUACGAGGACGCGGCCGGGGCCGAGGCCCGCAACUUCUUGCCGGGCCCGGAACAAAUCAGUUUGGCGAUGAACAUCAACCAGGAGCGUGCCGACCUGCCGCUAGUAGGGGGACCAAAAAACGAGACAACGAGUCUGUUGGAAAAAUUUGGGACCGAGACGUCGACGGGAACCUCCACAGCGAAAUUUUUUUUGGAAAAAUUUGGGACCGAGACGUCGACGGGAACCUCCACAGCGAAAUUCGGGAAAUUCCAGCAGGAGGAAAUGGAACACGAACAGCAGCAGCGGUUUAUUACCAUGAAAAGUGCCCCCUCCACCCUGGAAGUUGCAAAAUAAAUUUGUGAUGCAAAGUUUCAUCCAAAUCCGGAAGGUUUUUGUGCGGCAUGAAAGGACUGAGCUGAGUCUUACUGAUGCGGAAUCCAGGCGAGAAGGGCAUGAUCUUUGACAACAUAACAGAUCCGGCUGGGGCCUGGCGCUUCGAUGCAACACAAACUCUAGUAACUGUUCCCCAUUGAAAAUUUAUGUUUGUGAUGCUGGUGAGAGAUGCAAGAUGGGGAAUGUUUCCUCCAUUGGAAAGUUUUACAACAAUGCCAAUGCUUCUACGUUCUGCUGCGCGGGGGGCAUUUUUCAUUGGAAUACUGGUGGGACACUUAACGACGGUCGCGCGGAUGGAGAAGAGGGGGGUCUCGGAGUGGACGGAAGUGAUGAAGAAAAAGGCCAAGGAAGCGUGGGAAGGCACGCUGUCCUUUCUCAUGAAGUAUUUUGUUCCAAUUAUGCAUCGCAAGAGUAUCGCACUAGUAUAAACGACAGAUUUGCUUAGCACGAGGGAUGGAAUUUGUAAUGCGGAUUGACCUUUAGCUUUACCUUUAGAAUAUGACUUGUAAAUGUAUACUUAAAUGGGAAGGUUACUACCAGUACGAUGACGAUACAUUUGCAAUGCAUACCAAACAGGCAGGUGAAACAGUGGAAAAAAGCCGUCACGGAAUAUCUUAUCAAAGGGAAAAUCUCCCCUCCCCUUAUCAAAACAAAACUUUGACGCUGGAUUUGGAUACACAAAUCAGAUUUGUGUUGCAGUAGAGGACUGCACGCAGACCCUAAGCCUAGGAAAGGGUCUUUUGGUGUAAGCGCCUAGCAUGGUAGACGGCUACCCUGUAGGCCUUGCAGCAUUAUAAGGCGCCUGCAUAGCGUUAACGUGGCGGACAGCCUGAAUGUGCCUUCUUGCAAGACCGACCCGAUUCGUGGCCACAAAGCAAUCUGCGUCAAAGGAUGCGCUCUGUCUCAAGAUGGGGAGGGAGGAUGUUUCCUUGCAAUAUAUCUGAGGCAGUAUCAACCGCAAACCCACAUAUGGCUGGGUCUGGAAGAUUGUUGGACUUGUCUGUCAUGUUGCAGGUUUUCCAUGACGCAUAUGAUCUGCAAUGGAGGACCUAGCUCGGCAGAUUCCGCGAGAUUCCUACCAUGACUGCUAUUGAUUCUGCAUCAGAAACUGCCUCGCAGCUUGAUCAAAAGUGGACAGCAUAUCAUAUGGUAAAGAUGCACCACUACAUUAGAUUUUUGCAUGAUUCCGAUUUAUUAGUGUGACGAGUGGCAGAGUCCCAGACCCAGACAUAUUUGGAUUUGAUAGGCAGCAAUUGUCGACGAUUAUUGCCACGGUGGCCGAGAGUGUCGUGCAGUUUGUGCCCGGGCUUACGACUGUAUUGGGCAAGCUGCUCUACUUAUCCCAAGAAAAAAGUGUUUCACUGUGAUGAUUUUGCAAAUUUUGUACCACAAGUUUGUCACACAUGACACGGAAAAUCUGCCAUGCGCGCUUUCCAAAGGAAAACACGUUUAUAAAAAUCCAGUGUCUUGCAGCUGUAACAAGACAAAUAAUUAUAAUUCUGUGCUCCAUUGCAUGCGUAACAUGUUCACAGUGACACAGUUUUUUCUCGCGAUACUACUGGGGCUUUGGCAAAAUGCAACUCGAGGUAUCAACUGCAAAUAUGUCUGGGUCUGGACAAAGAGUGGAACUUGUAAUGCUCUCGGCGGAUUCAGAUUCUAAAAGGAUCUGCGUUGCAUGAGCAGCAAGAGGGGUCCAGUUCUUGGCACGCGGAGAGGGCAUUUCUCAUGCGUAAUUAGAAUCAAGAAGCUCUCAGAAAAUCAAAAUCUGUGAUGCUGGCACCAGCGUCACAGACCUCACGGGUCAUGCAAAAUGUGCAUGACAUCAAGCCCCGCCUCAUCCAGACCAAGACAUAUUUGCAUUCUAUACAAAGAGCUAAUCGACCCCGCGCUGAACGUAAUCGUUGACGUGCUGCGCUUCAAGGUGUUGAAUCCGCUCUUUGAAAGAGCACUGAAGUACUUGAGCCACGAGGCCGCGGAAGUCAUUCACCAUAAGCUGACAAACAUGGCGAACGAGCUGGCUGAUUACGUCACAAAAAAAGGGGAAGGAUGGUGGAAUGCACUCUCGCAUUCGCACAAAGAAGAGAAACCAGAGGGGGAGAAGAAACCAACCCAAACGCAAACCCUCGAACAGCUCGUGAGCAACCAACUCGCCAAAGACGAACGCGAAGAGACUCAAACGGACGCGACAGCAGCUGCUACUGAGAUAAAGAACGGCAUAGCCGCCCACCUUCAACAGCGCAAAGUGAGUCUCGAUGAACAGCACUACACCAGCACAGCGGCCCAAGCAAGCCCGAGCGAUACGCUGGCAAUACAGACGAGUGAUGUGGUGCAAACAGUGCGCGACGUGAUCUCCACUAAAGGAGAGCAGAUCUCUGAGUGGUGGACGGGUGUUGUCCAUUCGGUGCAAGAUUGGCAUCAUAACGUAGAAGGGGGCUUGGUGAUACCGAGUCUCGAUGCGAUCACGAAGGAAUUCCAGAAAAUUUGGUUCGGAAUCGUUCACAAGCUGUUCAAUUCGGUGUUCGUACACAAGGCAGUGGAGUUUUUUUGUCUUUUGCUUUGUAAUUCCCUGGUCAUCAGGGUCGUGGCCCGGCUUGGCGACGUCUUGUACCUGGUCCUUGACCCCGUUUUCAAACUCUCACCGGGCGUGGCCGGUCUGCCGCUGCAGCUUUUCGUGCAGACCUUCCUUGUCGGUGUGGUUCCGAUCCUCUCGCAGAAGCUGUCAUCGUUUUUCAAAAAGAAGAUGACCGGCUUCGUUGCAAAGGCCUUCGACUUGCCUAAGGCUGAAGAGGACAGCACGCCGGAAGCGCUCGACGACUACGAAAUGCUGCAGCGGCAGCGCAAAAGAGCGAAUAAAGCGCACAAGAGCCACGUGGAGCACGCGGACUGGCACCGAAAGGAAAAGUCGAGCGCGCUGCAACGCUGGGCACAGCCACUGGAUGGGGAUUCUGCUGAGCCCUUACUAGGAGGCGGCCGGCUCCUAGAUUCUGAAAACACGACGAGCAGGUCCGCGCCAUAUGCCUACACAGCCCGGGUCUCGCGUCUGCUUGCCGAGUUUGCGCGACGGCGCAACCGGCAGCGGGCCGGUGAACGUGCGCGCAUUCUGGGGCAGAGCAAGGCUCGUCAUUUGCGUGCAGCCACAGACGCAACAACGAUGGAGGUCGCGGGCCGGUCCUCGUUUAUGGAGCUCAGUUCUGCCAAUGCUGGGAUCCAAACACGAACACUACCAGCGACCAACACCCGAGAGUUCAGACUGAGAAUCAUGUCGGGUAUAAAGGUGGCCGUGGACUCACAGCUGAAGUCGCUGCUCCACAAUGGCCUCACCGCUCUGUUCCAUGUAUUCCACGACAAAUCCAAGCCGACCGCACACGGGAAUGCCGGUGAGGCACUACAGGUCGCCGCGGAUUCAGUCGCCAAAGUGAUACAAGAUGUAAAGGAGGGGUCCACGGCCGGCGCCGCGAGCGAGACACAAAAGAUCCUGGACGAAGAACAAAUCAAAACCGGUGAUGUUGGGGACCCCGCUGCUCGUUUGGCUGUCGGUAUCGCCGAACAGAUGUCCGCAAACGGCCAGGACCCAAUCGUGGCCAGGACUGGUGGGGCGAAUGCGGCCGCCGGCAGUAAUUUAGAAAUUCGUUUACUGGAGGACAAGGUCGACCGCAGGGCUCUGGUCCCCGCGGGCCGCAGCGGGAAGCAGCGACCGCCCGGUGGGUGGUCGGCGCUGGAGCGGCCUCAGCAAGGGUUCGCUCCGCCGCUGGUAGCUGCACGUAGUGGGCAGAUGAAGUUCUCGGCCACGACCGGCGAUGCAGACGAGCUGCGGCCCGUGGCGGCACACGAUUCUUCGCACGUGCACGACACCCAACACCAGCGCUCUUUACGUCAAGUGUCGCGCCAACGAAUCGACGAGGGCAUCGCUACGCCGCCUUUUGUGUCAUCGAGCCCCAGUACGCCAUCACAGAAGCUACGACCUCAGAAACCAGCUGCGGUGCCGAGGAAGCUGAGCUUUCUCGAGUUUUUUGCUCCGAAAUUUCACAAGCAAAGCCAAGGAGCUGCAUGCUCAUCGGCGCAGCAGCGCGCACCAGUUGGCAGCGGCUUCACCAGCAGCGCGGACGGGUCCUCGAGUGUACGCGUUAGUCCAUCACAGCCGCCCAAGCUGCUGAGCAUUGAAGAGCUGUAUUUCGAGAUGUUUCCCGCUCCUGGCGGAGAGACAGAGAGCACACAGCAGGCACACGCAACCGCAGACGCCUGGGGGCAAGCUGAAGAUGAAAACACGCAGCAUUCCAAUGCUCUGCAAGCACAUGAGGAGCUGCAUCCUGGACGGGAUAUAAUACCGCAGAGCCGUUUCUCGUUCCUGCAGAUGAAGCGCAGAACGAUGCUGAGUGAAACGCAAGCGCGUUCGGUGCUUCACGAAAUGGGUGUCGAGUUCCGCCGGGCGCUGGGGAAUAUGGGCAGUGUGGUGGAAACGAUGAAGGAAGCUGCUAAAACGAUGGUCCUUGGCACUGGCGUGGACGUGCUGGAGAAUUUGGCGGAAAGCAAUGUGGGCCACGUGCUGGAUUUGCUGGCCGAGAACAUCGCUACCCCGCUAGCGAGUGUGGUGACCACUUUCCCGGGCUUCAACGUUCUUCCCCUCUCUGCGUUCCGUCUGGUGUUUUCGUACAUCUUCAAGACAAUCCUUAAGAUGGACGUUGUUUUGCAGCCCUUGUUGCAAGGCUUGCGCGGCGUUGUGAUCGAGAUGGCCGGAACGCUCCUGGGAGAACUGCCUUUCGACAAUGUUCUGAAAAAUGGAAAUUUCAUUGGAAGUCUGGCUACUUGGUUCAAGGACCACUUGGUAGCGGGAUCGAGAUGGUAUCGAGAUGAGCAACGUGCUGCUAUGGCGCCCUCAGGUGUUACAUUUUUAACUGUUCUUGCAUGAAAGAGCAUGAUACAUAGCCACCACUUUUGUCAUGAAAAAUCUUCGUCAUGGUCGCCUUAGCCUUUCUCAUUUUGAUUUUCUCUACGUCGUGGCCUCGCAUUAUAUAUACGAUAAGAUUUUUAAAAUAAAACUUGUAGGCCGUAGUUUCGACUCGAAGAAUCUGCAUAUAAUGCGUUCUCGGCUAUCCGAUGGCCGAGGUAAAAUACAUAGUAUCGUAUACAACGGUUAACAGCGUAACAGCUGAGGAGGGCAUGACUACCAAGGUCGACGCGUCGGCUUCCUCGGCGGAACACAAGGACGACAGCACCGACGCGGAGGAAGACAAGGGCCACAACGAGGGACAUGGAGGUUCGAAGGGCCACGCGGGCAGACACGGUGGGAGACAAGCAAGGGUGGGGGCCUCUGGGUUUCUUGAAAGCGGAGGGAAUGCAGCUGCCUACCGGGAAGCCAGGGGGAGACGGAGCCCGGCAACGGCAGAAACUGAUCCACAUCACCAGCCGAGAGCGGCCAGGCCCCCGACUUCGAGGACGGGCCAGAGGGCGGCGGGCUCAGUGAAGCUCACAGCGAAUGGCCCGCGUAAAAAACUGCGCCACGGCAGCGGCUUUUCCACAGCCGAGCGCACGCGCGCGGACGCAGAUGUUGGCAGUCGACUCAAAUUGGUUCCGGAGCUUGAAGCCCCUGCGCAAGCUCGUGACGCUUCCGGCACAACAGUCGUGCAGCUGGCGGACGUUACGUUCUCAAUUUAUUGUUACGCUCUCAGCUGUUUACAUUAAUUUGUAAUGCAGGAGAAGCUCAGAAAUUUGGCACAGAUUUCAAUGCUUUUUAGUGCUUCCACGAAGGAGCUUGAUCGUCUGGAGGUGGUUAUUUAUGGUAAUUCAUUUAUUUUCCGUGACACAUCAUGAAAAAGCUGAGAGUGUAACGCUUGAGAGUCCCAUAUUGCGAGGGGCGACGCACUCGGCGGAGUCCGGAGCCGGGGUUUUGUCUCAAGUCUAUGGUCCGCUCAAAUGGUGCGGUCUCAGAGGAACGAGCGGAGAAACAAGAGAAAUGCACGGGGCUUGUGCUUCGCGUGACGGCAGAAAAAUGCGGCCUCAUUGUUAAAAAACAGAAAAUACAGAAUCAGAAUCCGCACGCUUUUCUUGUUUUCCCGUUCACACUACUUGAGAGUGCACCGAUUGAGAAAGCUAUACUGUCGUGGAGAAGGUGAAAAGCAUUUCGGAGAAUGUGGUACAGGCCAUUAAAAAUAUCGCAAAGAAGCUUUCCAAGGGCGCAGCGCAGGUGUGGAGCUGGAUUCAGGUUUUCCUCACGUCUUCCGUCACCGAGGGUCUGUUGCUCAUGUUGGCCUCCGCUGUGGGGGGAGUCCUGAGCCAGGUGGUAGUCCUCAUUCCAUUUAUUCGGCAAACCCCCAUCCCCGCGAUCUUCAGCUCUGCUAUCGCGCCGGCGUUAGUGACGCUCUUCCACCUACCGGUUUUUCCGCCAGGCGAACUUGGUGGCGCGGUGAAAGAAUGUGGCGAGAAGAUUUGUUCCCUUCGGGACUGGGUGCAGGUGCAGGUCGUUAACACGGUUCACACCGUCGCGAAAAAAGUCCAGCAGCUGGUAAGCGGUGCCGUAACCAACUUCGGGCAACACGUACAGGCCGAGCUGCAAACAGGACAGAAACACGUACAGCAAAAGAUUGCCGCAACAGGAAUCGCGUUCCAGAACCAGCUUCAUCAACAUCUACCAAGUAGUGGUGGGGGCCAGGGCGCCCAGCACAAGAAACACCAAGGAACCACGAGUAAAGACGGCCGCCACCAUAGCGGUCAGCACCCCGAGGAAAAGAAGCCGAAGCCCCCCUGA
Messenger RNA from Amoebophrya sp. A120, 7358 nucleotides. Lineage: Eukaryota; Dinophyceae; Syndiniales; Amoebophryaceae. The record is from the annotation of a GenBank genome assembly.